ACAGAGAAGAUCUACCAGCCCUCAGCAGCAGCAGAGUCAAGAUUUCAGCAGAGAGAUAAACAAACCCAUAGCAAAGCUGAAGAAGAACAAUGAAGAUUUUUUUACUUUUACUCUCCGUGAUAGGCAGAAGUAGUCAGCUAGUGUUGAACGACUGUGGGUCGGAAGCAAGACGGCCGCAGGUUAGCGACAUCGCAGUGCAGUGCGGCACUUCAUCCAUUGGUUUGGCGAUUCAAAUCUGCCCUGUCAUCUACACUGGCUACAAUGAGACUCUGCUGAUCCUGAACCACAUGUUGGAACCGACCUGUAGAGCAACCCUUGAUGAGUCUGUGAAUCCACCUGUUGCCCGCUUUAACUUCCCACUAAAUAUGACCCAUGCCUGUGGAAGCAUAUUCAGGACCACCAGUGCUGCUGGGACCGGUAUCUUCUCUGACUUCUCCAACAUCCAGACGGUCAACAUCAGUGGUGUUGUUAGGUCUAUCGAUCCGACAACAGGCACGAUCACUUACAACGCUGAGCUGAAGUACUACUACUCCUGUGCCUAUCCCCUAGAGUAUCUGAUCAACAACACCCAGGUCGAUGUGUCGGCUUCAUCCAUUGCAAUCAAGGACAACAAUGGUAGUUUCAUCAGCACCUUGAGUAUGGAGCUGUUCACUGACUCCAACUACACCCGACCGCUGGUCAUGCCACAGCUUGGGAUUGAACUGAGGACCAGCGUGUAUGUUGAGGUCAAGGCCACCAACUUGACAGGGCAGUACCACGUCCUGCUGGACCGGUGCUACGCCUCCAUCUCCCCACUGCCCUCUAACUCCAGCUUCUUCAACCUGUUCGUCCCCUGCUCAAAGGAUCAGUUCACCACCAUGAUUGAGAACGGAGACAGCCAGAGCGCCCGCUUCUACUUCCCCGCCUUCCGCUUCAUCGAGCAGCAGAACGAGACUGUGUCCACCUACUACCUCCACUGCAUCACCCGGCUGUGUGAGAAAAGCACCUGCAGCACAUUCAAGCAGUGCAACAACAGAAGGAAGAGGAGCCCCCUGGACACAUCUGCUGAUGGUAUAGCCCAGACCUACACCAUCAGCUCUUCAGAGAUCGUCACCAAAACCGACACCAACGAAUCCAAAGAGAAGCCCCUUUCUGCCGGAGAAGACAACGACUCUGCUGUCGGGCUCGGUGUGGCUGUUGGCAUCCUUGCCUUUGUUUCCCUUGUUGCCCUAUGUGUUGCAGCUGUGUUUUACAAAAGGCUUAGGAACUAAGGAGGCAUCCAUGCUCUUAAAUGCAGAGUACUGGCCUCAGACCUACGGGUCACACACUUAUUGAGGUGUACUGUAUCUGUGCGCUUGUUUUACUUCUCUGGUGGAGGACAGCCGAUCAUUGCAUCUGUUGGAAGAUCUUUGUGUGUCCGUUACUGUAGCUCUAACUGUGUAUCAGUCCUGGAAACAUAGAUGGGAGAGCGGAGCAUCUUUAGAGGAUUCAGUAGAUUUUGUUAGUGUUAAAAAUGACCUGUUUCCCAAAUGGAAAGAAAAGCUAUAAGUGUUAAUGCAUGUCCGCACUUUGUAAGCUUUGACAAAAAAAAUAAAAUAACAAUAAUAAUAGAGAAAGAAAAUGGUAACUGGAGGGAAAAUUAAAAAAAAAAAAGCAUCACAGAAAUCCCAGUCUUUAUAUGUGGAUUGUUAGGUGUGUGGGGUAUUUUGAAAGUGAAGUCAAAGUACCUUUCAAAGUAUUAUGUCUAAUUUAUUGAAUUCCUCUCAUUUGCUUUUGAGCAAAUAAAACUAUGAAACUGAAAAUGCUACACUGCCUGAAACAAGAAUCUGUGUUUUUCAUUGAUUUACUAUAAUUCACCUUUACACCAGUCCAUUAAUCAAGUCCACAAAGCACCUUGGGCCCCACCACCUUUGUGUUAAUCACCUGCAAACACACUCAUGUCAUUAUUUCACUAAUGAAAUACUGAAGUGUGGGAACAGUGUGUUGUCUCAUGAAGUGCCAUUUCAAGAAAGUGACUGAAGAACAAACUGUUUUCCUUGUUUGUUAACCAUUUUGUGAUUUGUCUUCAUUUCUCUGCAUUCAUCUGCAUGAUAUAAGCUAGUGAAAAUAAAAAUAAAUGGAUCAACU
Epinephelus moara (kelp grouper) is the source of this 2106-nucleotide messenger RNA. RefSeq names its product zona pellucida-like domain-containing protein 1. The record is from RefSeq and is a predicted model, not a curated record. The coding region runs from base 90 to 1250 and encodes 386 amino acids. The transcript has a single exon. Gene Ontology annotation, cellular component: cell surface. Lineage: Eukaryota; Metazoa; Chordata; Actinopteri; Perciformes; Serranidae.